AUGGCUCGCCAUUUCGUCCGUUCGUUUGUCAUUGCUGCGGCGCUCAGCCCUUUCGUUCAUGCUGGGCCAUGCCGCCCCUCUUCGAGCUCCGUAGCGGUCGUUACGACUACUACGGAUACCAGUGUCGCGACGAGUUCUGCUACAACUCACACCAAGGAGUCGAGCUUGACUGAGUCUCUGUCUAGUACCUCCACCGAGACCUCUGCCGCCCUUAGUGAAAGUAGCUCAACCAUUGGCACUGCUACUGAGACCAGUGUCACUAUCAGUGAGAGCGGAUCCACCACAGAGUCUGCUUCUGCGACCUCAUCCGAGACUACUCUCGCUACCAGCAAGACUGAAUCUGGUUCCACCAGCGUCGAGCAGUCGACCACGACUGGUUCUACCAUCUCAACUGACAUCACCACUACCGCCAGUGAGAGCGACUCAUCUGCCGGCACCACUCUAGCUGCCACUACCUCAACUGAGUGUACCGAGCCAGAGCCUCCUGUCUAUGAUGACCCCUUCACUCAUACCAACACUGAGGAGCUACCCGCUACCACAUCCGAGGCGGCUACCACCACUGAAGAUGCUCAACCCACCAUUGUCCCGAGAAACUUCGUUCGAAGAGGCCACCCAGAGAUCUUUGUCCGGGAUGCAACCAGUGAAGCCGGUCUCGCCAACAGUGAAGCUCCUACCACCACUACCGAGGAUGCAACUACCACUACUGGAGAAGCUACCACUUCCGGAGAAGCCACUACUACGGGAGAGACAACUGCCACUUCUGAAGACACCACUGCUACCACUGAAGGUCCUACCACCACAACAGAUGAGGCUACCACCACCACUGAGGAGACUACCACUACUGCUCUCGAAACGGCGACUGGUUGCAUCAACAAUAUGGAGAGACCAACGCCCGAGGGCGCCAACUGUGGUGCAAGGGGAUGGAUCCAGGGCACUUCCAACGAUUGGAGAUACUUAGGCGAAGGCCCAUCUUCCUCUGUUCUCGAUUGCUACACGGCUUGUCAGAAGAAGAGUAACUGUGUGACGUUCUUAUACGAGAAAAACGCACAGUGCAGUCUCUAUAGGGGCACUGCCACUCAGCUCAGCUCAGAUCGAACUGGUGUCAAGACUUAUGAGACGCAAUGCUUCUGCGACACCGGUGUUGAGCCUGCUCCGACCUGCUCCUACGAUGACCCAUUUAGCAACGGCGGUUUCGAGGAUGGUACAUUGGCCCCAUGGGUAGAACAUCCAAACCCUGGUGGCUAUGACCCCGUCUACUCCAAAGUCGUCCCCGGCGGUGAGGGCGGUUCGUCGUAUCAUUUCCAAACCGGCCAGUUCGAUGCCGACAAGAGCCUCUGGUUAUAUCAAGACAUCAAGGCCUGCCCUGGAACCAGAUUCUACUGCAGCUACAGCUGGUGGUGGAAUGAGUACUAUGAGAUCGAACAAGAUAAUGGGGAUGUCCUGGUUCCAUACGUUCGCGUUUAUCAAGGCAACACCAAUGUUGUUGGAAAUAGAUGGCCUACAGGCGAGGACCAGACAAAGACGUGGGUUCCUGCGGAGUUUACUUUCACCAUGCCAAGUAGUGGCUCAACGAGGAUUUGGUUUGUUGCUAGCAGUCCUCAGGGUGAAUGGAUCAACACCAGCGAUGACACUUGUAACCCCAACUGGGUUCACAGAUCCAACUGGUUCGCCCUGGACUCGAUAGCUUGUCGCAGCUAG
Molecule: messenger RNA, 1698 nt
Organism: Fusarium proliferatum ET1
Lineage: Eukaryota; Fungi; Ascomycota; Sordariomycetes; Hypocreales; Nectriaceae
Exons: 1
Coding region: 1-1698 (565 amino acids)
Source: RefSeq, a predicted model, not a curated record